CACCUUGCAGGCUGAAGGGCUCGCGUCCCCGGCCUGCAACACCCGGCGCGUUCCGAAGUUAGACUUCCCCGCCCUGACUGGGGUCCGUUCCAGGGGAGGUGGCGCCAGCGGGGACUGCCGGGCCUGGAGGGGCGGGGCCGGGACUCAGCUCGCGGUUCCAGAGGCUCCGCUGAGAAGCCGGGCGGCCGCAGGACCGCUUCUCCCGAGCCGCCGAGCUGGAGCUGGAGCUGGAACUCCGUGGGGCCGGGGCCCCGGCUGCCGGGCAGCGGCUCCUCCAGUCCGAGGCCGCGGCGGAGAAUGAGGCGGUGGAGGGUUACCGGCGGAGCCGCGGGGCGGGAGGCAUGCUGCGCUGGUUCAUCACCGUAAUCCUGUGUGCCGCCUUCCUGGGUCUGGGAAUGAGUGUUGCUAUACUGGGACCCACAUUUCAAGAUUUGGCAACAAAUGUGAACCGCAAUAUUAGCAGUCUUUCUCUGAUUUUUGUGGGCCGUGCCUUUGGAUAUUUGAGUGGCUCUGUGAUUGGUGGAGUUCUUCUUGACAAUAUGAAUCAUUUUCUACUCUUGGGGGUGUCAAUGUUGGCCACCACAGUUGGUCUUUACCUUGUUCCAUUUUGUAAGACAGCAGUAUUACUGAUUGUCAUGAUGUCCAUCUUUGGUGUUUCAAUUGGCAUUCUGGAUACAGGUGGUAACGUCCUAAUCUUGGCUCUUUGGGGGGACGAAGGAGCCCCACAUAUGCAGGCCUUACACUUCAGUUUUGCCCUGGGCGCCUUCUUGGCUCCACUGCUGGCUAAGCUGGCACUGGGCACGACGGUGUCUGGUGACAAUCACACGGAAGCUGACGCUCACGGCUCGCUCAGCCAGUCUUCUGAGGCCGACGCAGAAUCCCUCCUCGGAGCACCCAACAAUCUGAAUUUACUGUGGGCUUAUGCCGUGAUCGGGACUUACAUUUUUGUAGUUUCUGUCUUUUUCUUGGCUCUGUUUUUAAAGAAAAGCUCCAGGCAGGAAAAAGCAAAAGCGUCUGCUCAGAGGUCUCGAAGAGCCAAAUACCACAACGCCCUUCUUUGUCUGCUUUUUCUGUUCUUCUUCUUCUACGUGGGGGCCGAGGUGACGUACGGCUCUUACGUUUUCUCGUUCGCGACCACCCAUGCCGGCAUGAAGGAGAGCGAAGCAGCUGGCCUGAACUCCAUCUUCUGGGGGACCUUUGCGGCCUGCAGGGGCCUGGCCAUCUUCUUUGCUACGUGUUUGCAACCUGGAACCAUGAUCGUGUUGAGCAACAUCGGCAGCCUGGGGUCAUCUUUAUUGCUGGUGCUUUUCAACAAGAGCCCAGUUUGUCUCUGGAUAGCAACGUCCGUGUACGGGGCCUCGAUGGCCACCACGUUUCCCAGCGGCGUCUCCUGGAUUGAGCAGUACACGACCAUCCACGGGAAAUCUGCAGCUUUUUUUGUAGUGGGCGCUGCCCUGGGAGAAAUGGCUAUUCCUGCGGUCAUUGGAAUCCUUCAAGGAGAAUAUCCGGAUUUGCCUAUAGUUUUGUAUACCUCUUUGGGGGCCUCGAUAGCCACUGCUGUUUUAUUUCCUGUGCUCUAUAAAUUAGCCACAUCACCUCUCAAUCAACAGCGGAAAGACCACAGAAAAAGCGAGGACCAGAAAGCUUUGCUUUCCAGCUCUGAGCUAAAUGACUACGAGGAAGAGAAUGAAGAAGAAGAUGCAGAAAAGUGGAAUGAAAUGGAUUUUGAAGUGAUCGAAAUGAACGAUACAAUGAGGAAUUCUGUGAUAGAGACAUCUAGAAAUGUUCUGACGGAGCCCUUAGCUGAAGUCUCCCGCUCCAGUGCAGUGGUAUGGGGCUCCUCUCCAGUUAACGCUGGCAAGUCCCCUGGGAGUCACUUGCAAGAGACCAGGCUAAAAGGGACUAACACCUAGAGACCAUGGAUUAUUGACUGACCUCCUUGAGUAGUCUCCAGUUUUAAAGAAGCCAGUCAGAGCAGAGCAUUAACAGAUCUUCAACAUGCUUUGGGGAAUCAAAAUUUCUGGGUCAGAGUACAUAUAGCAAAUGCUAAAAAGUUUUGGCAGGUUCUAUAAUUCCCAGAAUUUUCCAUAAAGAACAAUGGUCUCCUACAGCAGGAUAUUGUUGUGAGGCUAGUGUUUGGCAUGUGGCUGAUUUGGUCGUGUUUUGUGGUUUCCAUCCCUCAGAGCAUGUAAAGAUGUUCAUUGGUGAGGACUUGGGUGCUGUUCUAAUAGAGUGUGAAACUACUUAGCAGUUGAAUUGAUGGGCCGAACAAAUGAUCGGUCCUCAGUGUUCUGCCAGUGAAGCCUAGGAGUGUCGUUUCAUAAAAGAGCAACUUUGCAAACGAACAGGGAUUUUUUUCAUUGCUUUGCCCUCUCUGCAGCAGUGCACCAGAGAACACUAACCCUCAUUUGAUUUCUGAUUUCUUUGAAGAGAACUCAGAACAGGACCCAAGAGACCCGGCUUCAAACCUUGACUGCUGCUUACUACAUAUCUGGUCCCGCACUCAGUCACUUAGCUUCCGUAGGCCUCAUUUAGCUUCUCUCCUGAUCUGUGAUUCCAAGAGUGAAACUGAGGUGGUUUCCAAACUAGGAAUCCAUAAAUUUUAAAGUAUGUGCAAUGGGAAAAAAUGUUGGUGCAAGAUGUCUGUUAGAAAUUAAUAUAAGUGCCAUCCAUUCUUCAUUUCAAGUGAGAAGUGAAACAAAAUUGAUAGUUUUAAGAAUAGUACCAAUUAUGAAUACAUGUCAGUUUAAGAGACUCUGUGUUUAAUGGCAAAACACAUUUUUAGUAUUUCAUUCAUUCUAAG
Molecule: messenger RNA, 2803 nt
Organism: Suricata suricatta (meerkat)
Lineage: Eukaryota; Metazoa; Chordata; Mammalia; Carnivora; Herpestidae
Gene: SLC60A2
Product: major facilitator superfamily domain containing 4B
Biological process (GO): transmembrane transport
Source: RefSeq, a predicted model, not a curated record